Messenger RNA from Trichomycterus rosablanca, 13025 nucleotides. RefSeq names its product dynein cytoplasmic 2 heavy chain 1 (gene dync2h1). The record is from RefSeq and is a predicted model, not a curated record. Gene Ontology annotation, cellular component: dynein complex. Bases 1 to 12882 code for a protein of 4293 amino acids. The transcript has 91 exons. Gene Ontology annotation, molecular function: dynein light intermediate chain binding; minus-end-directed microtubule motor activity; dynein intermediate chain binding. Lineage: Eukaryota; Metazoa; Chordata; Actinopteri; Siluriformes; Trichomycteridae. Gene Ontology annotation, biological process: microtubule-based movement.
AUGGCUCCUGCACUGGACAGCGACUCCCGGAAGCUCUUUCUUCUCACCACGGUGGGAAAUUAUUUCAGCCUGAAGACUCCACCUACACUCGCUACCUGUACACCGAUCAACAAGUUUCUGGACGAUGCAAAUGAAUUUGUGUUAGCCGCAUGCAGGGAUGGAGAUGAGCUCCACUUUUCCAACAAGAUGGAAAGCAAGCAGUUUGAGGACCAAGUGCUGGUCUUCUUUAAGCUGCAUCCAUGUGUGAUUACAGAGGAAAACAUCAGCAAAGCCGUUCUGGUUUCUUCCAUGCUGGAGUCUCCAAUCAACACACUGUACCAGUCCAUGAGGACAGUUUUUAACCCUGCGCUUCUACAGGAUGAAAAGUGGAGUCAGGCAUUUGACCCUCGGUUGCAGUCUCUGCUAAGCGAGCUUGAGGUUGGUUUAGGCUCUGUGAUUCGACAUACACACCCAAAGAAUUCUGGGAAGAAGAGUCUUUCUGAAGCGGACGCUCUCGGGAUAAUAAUGCCGUGUGAUGAGUUUCAGUACUGGGAUGAAGUGAGUAAAUCAGGAGAGAGGAACAGUGAUCGAGUGCGAGCUGCAUACUUCUCUCAGCUGUUUAAGCCUGUAGAGAAGGACUACAGUUCUCUCGACAGUUUAAGUCUGGCCGAGGUGUUGGAGGCGAUGGAACACACUCGGGAUGUGAUCGAUGAUGUGUGGAAGCAGAACGAACACGCACCGUACCCCGACACACGCAUGCGCAGACUCGUGGAUGUCAUAGGCUUCUCUCUGGCACGGUCAGUGCAGAAGAAGCUGUGUGCGCUGCAUCUGUGGGACGAUCCGUACUCCAGCGUAAGAGAGUGUGUAAAACUGGGCGUGGCGGUGUGUGAACAGUGGGCGGCGACCUGUGAGCACCUGACUGGCCAGAUCUGGAAGCGCUACUCACCCCAUCUAUGGAGCGGAGACAAGCACUGCCCGGUCGGCCUGCGUGACCUCGCGGGGCGACUCGAAGAGGUGCUGCAAGUGCGCACGGUGCAGGAAAAACUGCAGCGGAUGUUAUCAGGAGCGCAGCAGCAGCAGGUUUCCGCAUCCACAGUGUUCAAGCCUUUCACUGGACUCAAUCCUGUACUGUACAAUCCUUAUACUGAGCCGUUGUGGAGAGCUGCUGUGUCUCAGUUUGAGAGGUUAAUUGCCCCGGCUGAACAGGAAGUCGCUGGAAGACUGAAGACUUUUAUCAGGGACGUGCAGGACAGCCCUCAGCAGUUACUGCAGGUGUUUCAGAAGCACAGAGAUCUCAUUAAACGUCCCACAGUGAGCAAGCAGCUCCAACCGGAGAGAGAAACGCUGCUCACACGCCUACUCGACUACUGCAAAGGGAUCCGUGCUGAUUUCGAGAGUCGUUGCCACGGUGUAGCAGGAGAAAAAAGCGGUCCUUUGGCGGGCAGAAAUCUUCCUGAGGUGGUUAACAACAUAGUCUGGGUCAGGCAGCUGCUUGUAAAGGUGGAGGACUCUGUAAAGAUGGCAGAGGCGCUAUUAUCAGACCUGCCGGGCUUUCAAUCAUUCAUGCGUUUCUCUGAUGAGCUGCUGGAACAGCUGAGGUCGUACGAGCAGGACCAGUUCGAUGACUGGUCACGAGAUUUAAUCUCCGGACUCUCAGACCCCAAAUCUGGAAUCAGCCUGCAGGCCAGUAACCGUGUGAUGGAGCUGGAUCAUGAAGAUGGGAAACUAAAGGUUCAGUACUCUGAGCGCUUGGUCAGUCUGGUAAAGGAGGUGAGGCAGCUCUCUGCACUCGGGUUUACAGUUCCAGCCAGGAUCCAACAGGCAGCUCUUAUUGCUGAAAAGUUCUACAGACAGGCUCUCAUCCUCAAACAGGUGGCUCAUUUCUACAACACCAUAGACCAGCAGAUGAUUCCUUCUCAGAGGCCGAUGAUGCUGAAUUACGCUCUGGCUUUUGAGCAGGUUAUUAAGCAGAGUCCUCGCUCAGAGUCACGUGUUGGGGAAGGAAAGCUGCAGAUAACGUGGGACAAUCCCAAAGAGCUGGAGAUUUACAUCAACAAGCUGCAGAAUGCCGCUGAAAGACUCUCUGCUCAGAACAGGAAGCUCCGCAAAUGGCACACUGACUUCAUCGACAGGGUGGUCAUGUUAAUGGGUGUGGAUCUCCUUCGGCAGCAGCAGCGCUGGAAGGAAGGACUACAGGAGCUCAGAGCUGGAUUUGCCACUAUUGAAUCCCAGGGAGUGCGUGUCAGUGAUAUGCAAGCGUGGAGGCAACAUUGGAACCAUCAGCUUUAUAAAGCACUGGAGUUUCAGUACCAGUGCGGAUUAGAGGCGCUGAACAAGAACCUUCCGGAAAUCCACGUAGACCUUGUGUUUAAGCAGGGCCGCCUGCAGUUCAGGCCAGCGUGUGAGGAGCUGCGUAUGAAGUACUACAGAGAGAUGAAACGCUUCAUCGGCAUCCCCAAUCAGUUCAGAGGAGUGUCUGAGAACGACAAAGGGACGGAGCCUAUAUUCACCGCCAUGAUCGACAACAACGCCCGAUCCUUCAUCACCAUUUACAGCAACGCAGAGAUGCUGUUCAACCGACUGCAGCGUGUACAGGACACGUUCGAAGAGUGGGUGGUGUUGGGCCAGGUGGAUAUGGAAGCUCUGGUGGAGAAACACCUUCACACCGUUCAAGACUGGGAAAGGAACUUCAAAACUCUUAAAGUGAAAGGGAAAGAGGCUGAACGCCUGCCCAGUAUGGAGAAGGUGGACUGCUUUACAGUGAACUGUGAGCCGGUGAAGGCUGCGAUCGACGAUCUAAUCCAAAAACUGUUCGACACGCUUCUGAUGGCUCUAAGGAAAUCUAUUCAAGCACACAUCCAGGCUAUAGAAUCUUUCGUUAAUGGUGCGAUGGAGACGUUAUCCACACGGCCUGAGAGUAUAGAGGAAAUCGGGGAAGCCAACGCCAAACACAGCCAACUGCAGGCCAGGAAACCAGAGGUUCUGCCUCAGUUCCAGCACAUGGAGGACAAGAACAGACUCCUGCGUUCGGUAGCAGGAGGAGGCGUCGACUCAAUCAGCUCCCUCAGAGCAAAGUGGGACAAAUUUGACCUGAUGAUGGAGAGUCACCAGCUGAUGAUCAGAGAGCAGGUGGAGGUGAUGAAGGGAAGUGUAUCAUCUCGUAUCAGUGCGUAUCUCCAGGAGCUGCAAAAGUUCCGCACCCGCUGGGAUCAGCUCAGACCCGGCGACGAUGUGAUCGAGUCAUGUGACCACGAGGCACUGCAACGCUGUGUGGAAAGAGUGAGGGAGAAGACGGACGAGUUCAACGAGCUCGAGAGCACUCGCAAGAAACUGCUGGAGGACUGUGAGCACUUUGGGCUGGACACGCCCGACAUGUCUUUGGCGUUCGACACACUGAAGGACCUGCAGCGAUAUUCAGAUAUGUGGAGUCUGUAUGAGGAGUUUCAAAAUGAAAUGAACAUUAGUGCACAGCAGGACUGGAUCACCUUCAGGAGUAAGACCCAUGAGUUUGAGGAGUUUCUGUUUACAUGGCAUGAUCGCCUGAGGAAGCUGAUCGAACACAACACCAUGACAGUGAUGUUACAGAAAGAAGUGGACAAAUACAAAGCUCUGAUUCCCGUCCUGAAGUACGUUAGAGGUGAUCACCUGUCUCAGGAUCACUGGCUGGAUCUGUUCAGGAUGCUGGGUCUUCCCAAAGGAACCACAUUAGAGAGGCUGCUGUUCAGGGACCUGCUGAACGUCUCACACACCAUCAUUGACAAAGCCCUGGAGUUAAAGGACCUGAACAGCCGUGCUCAUGCAGAAGUGAGUAUCCGGGAGGCUCUGCGUGAGGUGGAGCUGUGGGCCUCUGGAGCCAGCUUCUCUCUCACAGAGUACACCAACAGCGCUGGAGCACAGCUCAGCCUCAUACGCGAGUGGAGAGACGUCAUGAACCAGGUGGGUGAUAACCGGUGCCUGCUGCAGUCGCUGAAGGACUCGCCGUACUACCAGCGCUUCCAUGAUAAAGUCUCGCUGUGGGAGACUCGCCUUGCCGACCUCGACGACUUUCUGCAGAGCCUUAAUGCCAUCCAGAGGAAGUGGGUUUACCUCGAACCCAUAUUUGGACGCGGUGCACUGCCACGAGAACAGGCCCGCUUUCAGAGGGUGGACCAGGACUUUAGGACCAUAAUGCUGGAUGUGCAGAGAGACAGCAGAGUGACGUCUCUAACCACUCGAGCAGGCAUGAGAAACACUCUGAACACACUGCAGGAUCAGCUACAGCGCUGCCAGAAAUCCCUCAACGACUUCCUUGAGGAGAAACGUUCUGCAUUUCCUCGCUUCUAUUUCAUCGGGGAUGACGACCUGCUGGAGAUUUUAGGCCAGGCCACCAAUCCCACCGUCAUCCAGACCCACCUGAAGAAACUGUUUGCAGGCAUCCACAGUGUGGACUUCGACUCCAGCUUCAGCACAAUCACAGCGAUGAAGUCACUGGAGGGAGAGACUGUACCGCUGAGGAACACCAUCACUAUUUCUAACGAUGUGGAGGUGUGGCUGAGUGAACUGUCCUCAGAAAUGAAGCAGACAUUAAAGUUUCUGCUGUGUGAGUGUGUGAGUGCCGUGAAGAGAGGUGGAGUCGACCCCAACCGCUACCCCUCACAGAUCCUGUGUCUGGCCGAACAGAUCCAGUUUACAGAGGAUGUAGAAAAUGCCAUCCGUGAGCAAAAUCUACACCAACUGGAGCUGGAGCUCAGCGCUAAACUGGAGCACUACACUGACACGAACACCAGCACAGAGUCUGCAGACUCCAGUGUGUUACAGUUGAAGCUGAAGGCUCUGAUCCUGGACGUGAUCCAUAACCUGUCAGUGGUGCGAGAGCUGCUGCGCGUUCAGGUUCACAGCACGGACGACUGGGUGUGGAAGAAACGGCUCCGUUUCUACCUGAAGACGGAUCAGCGCUGCACUAUACACAUGGUAGAUGCAGAGUUCGACUACACCUGCGAGUAUCAGGGUAACACCCCAAAACUAGUGCACACUCCUCUGACAGAUAAAUGCUACCUGACGCUGACUCAGGCCAUGCGGAUGGGUUUGGGAGGAAACCCGUACGGACCAGCAGGAACCGGCAAAACCGAGUCUGUUAAAGCGCUGGGAGGUCUGUUCGGCCGACAGGUGCUGGUGUUUAACUGUGACGAGGGCAUCGAUGUGAAGUCCAUGGGUCGAAUCUUUGUGGGGUUGAUAAAGUGUGGAGCCUGGGGCUGCUUCGAUGAGUUUAAUCGUCUGGAUGAGACAGUGCUGUCUGCGGUAUCCAUGCAGAUUCAAUCCAUACAGGACUCACUGAGGCAGCACAGAGACACCUGUCAGCUACUGGGCAAAGAGGUGCAGCUUGACUCAAACUCUGGUGUAUUUAUCACGCUGAAUCCCGCCGGUAAAGGUUACGGAGGAAGACAAAAACUCCCCGAUAACCUGAAACAGCUUUUCCGCCCCGUUGCUAUGACGACCCCCGAUAACGAGCUCAUCGCCGAGGUCAUACUGUACUCCGAGGGCUUUAAAGAGGGGAGAGAACUCGCGCGCAAACUUAGCGCUGUGUUCAACCUGGCCAGGGAGCUGUUGACCCCUGAGCAGCAUUACGAUUGGGGACUGCGUGCUCUGAAGACGGUGCUGAAAGGAUGUGGGAAUUUAUUACAGCUACAAGGAAAACAACAAACACAGAUGAGUGAGAGUGUGUUGGUGGUGCAGGCUCUCAGAUUGAACACACUCUCUAAGCUGACCUUCUCAGACAGCGCCCGGUUCGAUGCUCUGCUCAGAGACGUCUUUCCUGCAGUCGACUUCAACGAAGUGCACUACGAGGAGCUGAAAGCUGCCCUGCUGGGUGCUUAUGAGGAGGCGCAACUCGAGAUCAUACCAAGCCAGGUGAGGAAGGCUCUGGAGCUGCAUGAGCAGAUGAGGCAGAGGAUGGGCGUGGUCAUGGUGGGGCCGAGCGGUUGUGGAAAGUCGACAGUGUGGCGGUUGCUGCGCUCCGCCCUAAAGCGCCUCGGCGUUACAGUACAGCACUACAGCGUCAACCCUAAAGCUGUGAGUCGCCAGCAGCUGCUGGGACACAUGGACAUGGACACACGAGAGUGGAGCGAUGGAGUGAUCACUUCUGCCUCCAGACACGUCAUACGUGAACCUCAAGGAGUGAGUUCUUGGAUUGUGUGUGACGGCGAUAUCGACCCCGAGUGGGUGGAAUCGCUCAAUUCAGUCCUGGAUGAUAAUCGCUUGCUAACGAUGCCCAGUGGAGAGCGAAUACAGUUCGGUCCAAACGUCAACUUUCUGUUCGAGACCCAUGACCUCAGCUGUGCUUCUCCUGCCACCAUAUCCCGCAUGGGCAUCAUCUUUCUCAGUGAUGAGGACACUGAUGUUAAAGCUUUGUUAAAGUCGUGGUUGAGGAGAGAACCAGAAGAGAACAGGGAAAAUCUGGAGAACUGGAUCAGUGAUUACUUUCAUCGAGCCCUCGACUGGGUCUUUACUUUGGGUGAGUGUGUGGUAGAGACCAGUUUAGUGGGGACGGUUCUGAAUGGUUUGUCCCAUUUAAGAGGAGUAAGUGUGCGAGGGGAGUUUAUAGUCGGUUUAAUCCACGGACUUGGAGGAAACCUGCAACUCAAAUCACGGCAGGAGCUAGCCAAGCAGGUGCUGAGUUGGGCGGGCGAGGCUCCUCCCGAUCCUCGGAAUCCCCUGGAUCUGUGCUACGAUCGCGAUUCUGGCCGUGUGUGUGUGUAUGAGCUCCAGCGUGGGGAUGGAGUGUGUGUGGAGGAUUUCAGCAAUACAUACACUCUUCCAGUCAUACACACUCCACACACAGAGCGCGCCCUACACACUUCUACGCGCUGGCUAAGCUCUGCACACACACAGCCGUUCCUGCUGGUUGGGCCAGAGGGCUGUGGCAAGGGGAUACUGUUGAGGUACGCGUUCUCCAGGUUGCGCUCCACUCAGGUUGCGAUGGUCCACUGCAGUGCUCAGACAACAUCACGCCACGUGUUGCAGAAACUCACGCACACGUGCGUGUGCAUCAGCUCCAGCACACAUCGUGUGUAUCGACCGCGCGACUGCGAGCGCCUAAUCCUCUACCUCAAAGACAUCAACCUCCCCAAACCUGACAAGUGGGGGACAAGCAACAUCAUCGCAUUCUUACAGCAGGUUUUGACGUAUCAGGGGUUCUACGAUGAAAAUCUGGAGUGGGUCGGACUGGAAAAUAUUCAGAUCGUUUGCUCCAUGUCAGUCGGAGGCGCUGUGGGACGACACACACUCACCUCACGCUUCACCUCUGUAGUGCGAAUCUGCACAAUUGAUUACCCCGAUAGGGAGCAGCUCCAGGCGAUCUACGGUGCCUACCUGUCACCCGUGCUGCAGAGAACCCUGGGCGAUCAUCCGCAAUGGAGCUCCGCCGGAAGGAUCCGUCAGCUGGCUGGCUCACUGGUCCAAAUCUACGAGCAGGUGAAGGCUAAGUUCAGCGUCGAUGACCACAGUCAUUACCUGUUCACUCCGUGUUUGUUGACUCAGUGGGUGCUGAACCUGCUCAGAUAUGACCUGACUGCAGACUCUGUGUUGGAGGUAGUAGCGUACGAGGCUCGGCGUAUUUUCAGAGACAGACUCGUCUCAGAUAAAGAUCAACACACGUUUGACAGCAUCCUCAGCUCCGUCAUCCAAGGAGACUGGGGCUCUGACGUGCUGGAUAACAUAUCUGAUACCUUCUUUGUGACGUGGGGUUCCAGUCAUGGCGGGCGUGGACACGGCAAACCUCUCCCACCGUAUGGCAAAUCACUGUGCCGUCUGAACUCCAGCGAUCUAACAGAAGUUAUCCGCAAGGGUGCGGUUCAGUACGGCCGAGAGAACAGAGAGUUGGAUCUGCUGAUUUUCCCCGAGGUUCUGGACAGCGUGUGCCGUAUGGACCGCGUUCUGGCCGCGCCAGCAGGGUGUGUGCUGUUAGCCGGUCGGAGCGGGGUGGGCCGGCGUACGGUCACGUGUUUGGUCUCGCACAUGCAUCGAGCGACGCUCUACACCCCCAAGAUCAGCCGCUCGUACUCGCUGAAAAACUUCAGAAACGACCUCAAAACCGUGAUGCAAAUGUCUGGUGUCGAAGGGCAGCAGACGGUGCUGCUGUUGGAAGAUCACCAGUUUGUUCACCCCUCCUUUCUAGAAAUGGUCAACAGCCUGCUCUCCUCAGGUGAAGUUCCAGGUUUGUACUCUACAGAAGAACUGGAGCCAUUACUGUCAUCCCUGAAGGAUCAAGCAGCCCAGGACGGAUUCACCGGACCCAUCUUUAACUAUUACACACAUCGUGUGCAGCAGAACCUUCAUGUGGUGCUGAUCAUGGAUUGCAGUAACGAAAACUUCACCAUCGAUUGUGAGAGCAACCCGGCGUUGUACAGGAAGUGCAGUGUGCAGUGGAUGGAGGGCUGGAGGGACAGCAGCAUGAAGAAGAUACCUGAAAUGAUUCUGGCUGGAAUGGAGGAGCUGAAGGAGAAGAGCUCAGAGAAAACCAGGAAAAAGCACAAAUCAGAUUUCUUCCAUUCGUUCCUGCUGAUGCACGAGUCGUGUCGAGAUUAUGGAGCGACACCAAACCGAUACCUGAGCUUCCUCAAAGUGUAUCAGUCCAUCUACAGCACAAAGAAGAAAGAGCUCACUCAGAGACAGCAGCAUCUACAGGCGGGUGUGGCUAAGCUGAAUGAAGCAAAGUCAUUGGUCGAUGAGCUGAAGAGGCGUGCCGCUGAACAAAGCUCGCUACUAAAAACCAAACAAGCGGAGGCGGAUGCAGCCCUGCAGGAAAUCACAACAUCGAUGCAGAAUGCGAGCGAUCAGAAGACAGAGAUGGAGAAGCUGAAAGGAAGGAUGGCGCAGGAAGCGGCGAAAAUAGAGGAACGAAAACAAAAAAUUGAUGAUGAGCUGAAAGAAGUCCAGCCCCUGGUCGAAGAGGCAAAGCGGGCCGUCGGAAACAUUAAACCCGAGUCUCUCUCCGAGAUCCGCUCUCUGCGGAUGCCACCUGAUGUCAUCAGAGACAUUUUGGAGGGGGUGCUGAGGCUGAUGGGAAUAUUCGACACCUCCUGGGUCAGCAUGAAAAGCUUCCUGGCUAAGCGUGGCGUGAAAGAGGACAUCGCGACGUUUGAUGCUCGAAACAUCACACACGAGAUCCGGGAGAGCGUGGAGGAGCUACUACACAGGAACGGAGCCUCGUUCGAUCCGAAGAACUCGAAGCGGGCCAGUGCAGCCGCGGCCCCGCUGGCUGCGUGGGUGACCGCUAACAUCCAGUACUCUCACGUUCUGGAGAAGAUACAACCACUUGAGACUGAGCAUGCGGGACUAAUGGAGAACCUGAGGAAGACCGAGAGUCGGAUGAGUAAACUAGAAGCUCAGCUCAACUCUGUGGGUCAGAAAGUGUCUGAGCUAAAGGAGAAGUUCCAGUGUCGUACUACCGAAGCCGCAAAGCUGGAGGCUGAAGUGAGCAGAGCUCAGGAAACCAUCAGCGCUGCAGAGAAACUUAUACACCAACUGGACGGAGAACACACCCGCUGGACUACUCAGGUUAAUGAGAUCAGUGAGGAGUUAAACACCCUCCCUAAACGGGUGCAGCUUGCAGCAGCAUUCAUCACGUACCUGUCUGCUGCACCUGAGGAUCAGCGCCGAGCCACACUAAACUCCUGGAUGGAGCGCUCGGGACUACGGAGUUUCGAUUUACGCCACUUUCUGUGCUCUGAGCGCGAGCAGCUGAUCUGGAAGAGUGAAGGACUGCAGUCCGAUGACCUGUCCAUAGAAAAUGCUCUCGUUAUCUUGCAGAUCACUGCACUAAAGAAUCGGAGUGUGGCCUGUCCAUUUCUGAUAGACCCCUCUUCUCGAGCAACCGAGUGGUUGCGCACUCACCUGAAAGAGCAUCGACUAGAGGUCAUCAACCAGCAGGACUCAAACUUUAUGACGUCGUUAGAGUUAGCGGUGCGUUUUGGGAAAACCUUGAUUAUUCAGGAGGUGGAUGGAGUAGAGCCAGUGCUUUAUCCCCUGCUGCGUAGAGAUCUUAUCGCUCAAGGUCCCCGUUACGUGGUGCAGAUCGGAGAAAAGGUCGUCGACUACAACGAGGAUUUCCGCCUGUUUCUGGCAACCCGCAACCCCAGUCCCUUCAUUCCACCUGAUGCUGCAUCUGUCAUAACUGAAGUGAACUUCACUACAACAAGAGCUGGACUGCGGGGACAGUUACUGGCAUUGACCAUCCAGCAUGAGAAGCCAGAGCUGGAGAGAGAGAAAACCAAACUGCUGCAGCAAGAAGAGGAGAAGAAGAUACAGCUCACGCUACUGGAGGACUCACUGCUAGAGACUCUGGCCACAGCUCAGGGGAAUAUAUUGGAGAAUAAAGAGCUAAUCGAGUCUCUGAAUCAGACGAAGGCGAGCAGCGCUCUGAUACACAGCGCUCUGACCGAAUCACACCGACUGCAGGCCUCACUCGACCAGGAGCGAGAUGCAUAUCUGCCCUUAGCAGAAAGUGCCAGUAAGAUGUAUUUUGUAAUAACCGAUCUAUCGCGCAUUAAUAACAUGUACAGCUUCAGUCUGGCUGCUUUCAUCAGGAUCUUCCACAGAGCACUGCAAACCAAACAGGAGAGUGACAGCACCGAGCUGAGGAUCGCAGCACUGGAAGCUUCUCUCAGGACUAUGGUGUACGAAUACGUCUGCCGCUCGCUGUUUAAGGCGGAUCAGCUGAUGUUCGCGCUACACUUUGUGAAGGGAAUGCAGCCUGAACUCUUCCUGGAGAACGAAUGGGAAGCGUUUAUUGGACUGAUCAUAGCAGACACGGUCAGGAAAAUGGAGUCCCAGAGGUCUUUGCAGGAACAGAUUCCAUCCUGGAUUGAUCAGGAGAGACAAACCGCUGUGGUUUUACUGAAGAAUACAUUUCCGAUGCUGUUUCAGUCCCUGUGUCUCAGUGAUGCUGAUCUGUGGCUCCGGUUUUCACAAAGUUCACACUGCGAACAAGAAAUUCCAGCUUCCAUCACCAGGAAGAUCUCCCUCUUUCAGCAGGUGCUGGUGGUCCAGGCUCUCAGGCCGGACAGACUGCAGAGCGCCAUGGCUAACUUUGCUUCACACACCCUAGGAAUGAGGGAGCUGUCUCCUCCACCGCUGAACCUGAAGCGACUGUACGGUGAGACGGUGGAGACGGAGUCGGUGCUGAUUAUCAUUUCUCCUGGAGCGGAUCCAUCUCAGGAGCUGCAGGAGCUCGCUAACCACAGCGUGGGAUCAGAGCACUACCAUGAGGUGGCUAUGGGUCAAGGACAGUCUGAUGUAGCCCUGCAGGUUCUGAGAGAGUGUGUGAAUAACGGGGAUUGGCUCUGCCUAAAGAACCUUCACCUGGUCACUCAGUGGCUCCCCCUGCUGGAGAAGGAGCUAAACAGCUUGCACCCAAAAGCAGGAUUCAGACUGUGGUUGACUUCAGAAGUUCAUCAUAACUUCCCAUCCAUCCUACUGCAGUCCAGCCUCAAGGUCACCUAUGAGGCUCCCCCCGGGCUAAAGAAGAACCUGUUGAGGACGUACGAGUCUUGGAGCUCGGAUCAGAUCAGUAAGGGGGGAAACGUUGCACGUGCUCAGUCACUCUUCUGUCUCGCCUGGUUCCACGCUGUGUGUCAGGAGAGACGCAAUUACAUCCCACAGGGUUGGACUAAGUUCUAUGAAUUCUCUUUGUCUGAUCUGAGAGCUGGGUUCAACAUCAUCGACCGACUGUUUGAAGGUGGUAAGGUCUUUCAGUGGGACUACGCGCAUGGAUUGUUGGAGAACGCAAUCUACGGCGGCCGUGUGGAUAACGUGUGCGACCUCAGAGUGCUUCGCUCGUAUUUACACCAGUUCUUUAGCAACAAGAUUCUUUCACGGGGCAGAACGAUGUCGGCUUUCCCUGCUCAGAUCAACCUGCCGAACUCUUGCAGCAUAGCGGAUUAUCGCCAUGUGGUGGACAGUCUCCCAGAAGAUGAUAAGCCAAGCUUUUUCGGGCUUCCCGCUAACAUUGAGCGCUCUGCUCAACGGAUCACCAGCACACAGGUCAUCUCCCAGCUGAGGAUUUUGAGCAGGCCGGUGUCUGCAGGGUCAAAGUUUGACCGAGAGCUCUGGGCUAGCGGACUCUCACCUGUACUCAACCUGUGGAAAAGACUGAACCAGGGUUCAUCUCUGAUCCAGCAGAAGUUAAACCCCCUAACCGAGGGCGUCGGCUCUCCCGUGCUUUCAUUCGUCCUGCUGGAGCAGUUUAAUGGCAUCCGACUGGUCCAGAGUAUCCACCAGUCGCUGGCCGCGCUCAGUAAGGUCAUCCGGGGAACCUGCCUGCUGACCGCUGACACCCACAAACUCGCCACCGCCCUGCUCAACCAGGAAUGCCCUCUGAGUUGGGAAAGUAAGUGGGAGGGUCCUGAUGAUCCCAUGCUGUAUCUCAGGGCUGUAAUGAGCCGAGCUCUCGCUGUGCAGAGCUGGGUGGAGAGAGCAGAGAGGAACACAUUGCUAAGCGACACUCUGGAUCUGUCCGACCUCUUCCAUCCAAACACCUUCCUGAACGCUCUGAGACAGGAGACUGCCAGGUCCAUGAACUGCUCUAUGGACAGUCUGAAGUUUGUGGCAUCGUGGAAGAGCAGAAUAGAGCGAGCCAAACUGCAAGUGAAGGUUGGAGGGUUGCAGCUGGAGGGCUGUAGCUUUGAUGGGAUCCGUCUGAGUGAGAACCGGCACGACUCCCCCAGUGUGUGUGCAGUUCCUUCCUGUUACAUGGCCUGGAUUCCUCAGAACGCUCCGGGUUCUUACACUCCAGAGGAGAGCGUGUCGCUGCCGGUGUACACGAGCGCGGAGAGAGUGUGUGUCGUAACUCAGAUCGAAGUUCCGUGCGGAGGAAACCAGGAGCAGUGGGUCCAGAGUGGAGCGGCACUUUUCCUCAAACAGCAGUAACACACACACACACACACACACACAGUGUACUCCAUCUGUAAUAAAUAUAAAUAUGUUUGAAUUUGAAUAAAUGUAUAUUUAUGGGCGCUAUUACACCGUUUAUACUGUGAAAGUAAUUAUUCAUAUAAUAAAUAGUGCAAGUA